This is a messenger RNA of Gasterosteus aculeatus aculeatus (three-spined stickleback), 2857 nucleotides long. It is a transcript of the gene opn8b, whose product is annotated as opsin 8, group member b. NCBI's taxonomy places the organism in Eukaryota, Metazoa, Chordata, Actinopteri, Perciformes, Gasterosteidae. The record is from RefSeq and is a predicted model, not a curated record. Gene Ontology annotation, biological process: G protein-coupled receptor signaling pathway; visual perception. Gene Ontology annotation, molecular function: G protein-coupled receptor activity. Gene Ontology annotation, cellular component: membrane.
GGCCUGCGCGCGCCGCUGCGCGCUCUGCGCGUCUCGCGCCGCUGCGCACCUAUAGGCUGCGCGCGGACACAUGGAGCUGACGCAUCAGCAGCGGCCCAUUUGGACUUUUUCUCCAUCCCAUGAAGACGGAUACUUGACUGCCUGCUGCCCAGUCUGACCCCGUGUCGCUGAUGGACAUCUACGCGUCCACGUUGUCUCCAGCGGUGGACGUCGGCGCAGGCUGCUACCUGCUGUUUGUGGCUGUUUUCUCCAUCGUGGGAAACCUGCUGGUCCUCGUCAUGGCGGUCAAAAGGUCGUCGAGGAUGAAGCCGCCGGAGCUGCUGAGCGUGAACCUGGCGGUGACGGACCUGGGGGCGGCCGUCACCAUGUACCCGCUGGCCGUCGCCUCCGCCUGGAGGCACCGCUGGCUCGGGGGGGACGCCACCUGCGUCUAUUACGCCGUGGCGGGCUUCUUCUUCGGCCUCGCCAGCAUCAUGAGCCUGACCGGCUUGGCCAUUGUGCGCUUCAUCGUGUCCCUCAAUCUGCAGUCCCCCAACGAGAAGAUCAGCUGGAGGAAGGUGAAGCUGCUGUGCGCGUGCACCUGGCUGUACGCGCUGGCCUGGGCCGCGUUCCCCUUCUUGGGUUGGGGCCGCUACGGCCCGGAGCCCUACGGCCUGUCCUGCUCGCUCGCCUGGGGGCAGAUGAAACACGAGGGCUUCUCCUUCGUGGUCUCCAUGUUCUCCCUCAACCUCGUCCUGCCUUGCGUCAUCAUCGCGGGCUGCUACUUCGGCAUCGCCUUCAAGCUUUACUUCACCUACAGGAAGUCAAACAACAACAGCAACCGCCUGCCCAACGUCGUCCGGCGCCAUCGCAGGCUGUUGGCGAUCGCCGUGCUCAUAAGCUUAGGCUUCGUGGUCUGCUGGUCGCCGUACGCCGUCGUGAGCCUGUGGUCCAUUUUCCACGACAGCGGCAGCAUCCCGCCCGAAGUCAGUCUCCUGCCGUGCAUGUUCGCAAAGAGCUCCACCGUGUACAAUCCGCUGAUCUACUACAUCUUCAGCCAGAGCUUCAGGAGGGAGGUGAAGCAGCUGUGGCGGCACCUGGGCUCCACCCUGUGCAGCGUCUCCAACAGCGUCAACGACGCCGCCGUCAGCAACACCGGUAAAUCCAACGGGCCAGCGAUGUCCGCUCUGCAGGAGAUCACGGUGUGCAGGAUCUCCGACUGAGAGACUUUAUUUCACAAAUGUUGCAGGUUCUGUAUUUUGUCCGGUUCUAAAAGGUGUGUUCUACUACUCUACUCAAACAAGCGGGUUGAUUCUGGCCUCGUAUGUGUGCAUGAAUGGGAGGACAUGUUUGCACAACGCAGGGAAAGAUCCACCAAUUAGGCUAAAUAUUAACUGUGCUUCUAAGUGGCUGAAAGCCCCCUGACCCUCGAAUAAAAGGCCGCAGAGUAACAGCGAGGUCUGAAUGAAGCGAAAGGAGUUGAAAGAAUCGUUUUUUUCAGACAAAACAAGCCAAAGGUUCAACGGCAGAAUACGACAACAAGAGGUGUUUACUUUAAAUCUGCGGGGUCGAUCGGUGACACGAAAACAGGAAUUAAAAAAUCUCUUUCAGAACAUUAACCGAUUUUCAAGUCUGCCUCAGAGAAUGUUUACAGAAAUAACAGAUAUUGACCGUGUUUACCCCGUUUAAUCAAUGUGUUGGUUUCUCCUGCUGUGUUUGUUGGAUAAGGAAUGUGAAUUUGUUUUGUUGCAACCAAAUUUGGUCCAAAACCAUAAAAUUGUAUUUAUAUCCUAAAUUGUCACGUAGAGCCACCGGACUGCAGGACGUCACCCAAAAGCUCUUAUGGCUUCUUUUGUACAAAUGUAUUUGGGGAAUUGUUCAUUCGGUGUCCCAUUCAGGACGGCCGACCAUAUUAACACUGCUUUCUUAGCUCGAGCUCCAAAAACGGGUUUUAAAGGUUUAGUUUUUGUGUAGAAAAAACAAACAAGGUAACGCACACAUGCUAUAGCUAUAUGUUCUUCUAAUUUUCUUUUGUUAAAGUAACUAAUGGAGACAACGACUUGAAAUGAAAUUGAUCCUUUAGAUUUCAGGAGACUCCUCAUAGCGUUUUCCGGGUCUUUGUGCUAAGCUAAGCUUAGCGAAGGAGCUGUGACUCUGUGUUAAUCACACAACAAUAAAUCAUUUCAGUCCCUCUCCCCAAAGCUCUGAACAUAGUAUUUGAUUUUCGAGUUCAGCUGCAGAGUUCACGUGUGACUGUUUCAAAUAGCGUUUUCGGGUCCCUCCGGCCUCCCGGGGGCUUUCUUCACAUCUCGCGCUCCUCAGAAGAACAUCGGGUUUGAUUCAAGUGGACGAGACGUCGUGCUGCCGCUCAGGAUGACAGGACGUCUCCCAAUGAGAGUCUAAAGGCACUAAACGCUACCUCGAGCCACGAUGGCGCAGGUCCCGCUCGUUGGUACAUUUAGUCUUCUGCAAAUGCAAAACACUCGGAACGGUGAAAACAAACGAUCAUUUAGGAGUCAGUGUGUGGCCGAUUGUAUCGCGUCAACAAAUUCCUAAUAAAGUACUGAAGUCACUGCUGCAGAACAAGAGCAACUCAUUUAAAGGGUUUCUGGGGAGAUAAUCAUUUCACCUCACCGUGCCCCCCCGUGAGACCUGUUCCCGUCUUGCUUUACUCAGGGAAUGUUUACGUCUCCUGAACUCACCUCCUUUCAAUGAGCUCAGCUGACUAAACGUUUCGCAGCGUAGCUUCCUUUUGGUUUCGUGUGACUUCGAGUCCAGUCACGUCAAAUAAUUGUGAAUGUAGAGCUUGUGAACCUUGGGCACAUCUGCGUGUGCGAUCCAUCGGACACGUUUGGGAAUAAACGCUGACUGAAUACAA